Molecule: messenger RNA, 1278 nt
Organism: Dendrobium catenatum
Lineage: Eukaryota; Viridiplantae; Streptophyta; Magnoliopsida; Asparagales; Orchidaceae
Product: glycine-rich cell wall structural protein 1-like
Exons: 1
Coding region: 1-1278 (425 amino acids)
Source: RefSeq, a predicted model, not a curated record
AUGGAAGGAACUUUGGGUAAUGGAGGAAGCUCGGGAAGCGUUGGUUGCUUUGGCACUGGUGGAAGCUCAGGUUUUGGAAACUUCGGUUCUUCAGGCUUUGGUGGUAGCUCUGGCUUAGGAAGUGUUGGUUCUUCAGGCUUUGGUGGGAUUUCUGGCUUUGGAAAUGUUGGCUCCUUAGGCUUUGGAAGUGUCGGUUCUUCAUGCUUUGGAGGAAUCUCUGGCUUGGGAAAUGUUGGUUGCUUUGGCACAGGGGGUAGCUCAGGUUUUGGAAGCUUUGGUUCUUCAGGCUUUGGUGGUAGCUCUGGCUUAGGAAGUGUUGGUUCUUCAGGCUUUGGUGGGAAUUCUGGCUUCGGAAAUGUUGGCUCCUUAGGCUUUGGAAGUGUCGGUUCUUCAGGCUUUGGAGGAAUCUCUGGCUUGGGCAGUGUUGGUUGCUUUGGCACUGGUGGUAGCUCGGGUUUUGGAAGAUUUGGUUCUUCAGGCUUUGGUGGUAGCUCUGGCUUAGGAAGUGUUGGUUCUUCUGGCUUUGGUGGGAGUUCUGGCUUUGGUGGGAGUUCUGGCUUUGGAAUUAUUGGCAAGUUAGGUUUUGGGAGAGUUGGUUCUUCAGGUUUUAGUGGUGCUUUUGGCUCAGGAAGUGGUGGCGGAAGUUCAAGCUUUGCAGGUGUUGGUUCUUCAGGCUUCGGGAAUGUCAACUCUUUAGGCUUUGGUGGUAAUUCAGGUUUUGGAAUUAUUGGCAAGUUAGGUUUCGAGAGUGUUGGCUCUUCAGGUUUUGGUGAUACUUCUGGCUUAGGAAGUGGUGGUGGAAGUUCAAGCUUGGGAGGUGUUGGUUCUUCAGGCUUCGGGAGCGUUGGCUCUUUAGGCUUUGGUGGCAAUUCAGGUUUUGGAAGUGUCGGCAAAUUAGGCUUUGGGACUACUGGUUCUUCAGGUUUUGGUGGUAGUUCAGGCUUGGGAAAUAUUGGUGGAAGUUCAGGCUUCGGAAGUGUUGGUUCCUUUGGCUUUGGAAGCGUCGGCUCUUCAGGCUUUGGUGGCAAUUCAGGUUUCGGAAUUGUCGGUAGGUUAGGUUUUGGGAGUGUUGGUUCUUCAGGUUUUGGUGGUAGUUCUGGCUUGGGAAAUUCAGGUUUGGGAAGCGUCGGUUCCUUCGGCUUUGGGAGUGUAGGCUCUUCAGGCUUUGGUGGUAACUCCGGUUUUGGUAAUACUGACUUUGGCGGUACUUCUGGUUUAGGAAAUGUUGGUUCUUCAAGCUUCGGCGGCAAUCCAACUUUAGGAUUUACUGGCUCUUGA